CUCAGGAGACACGCACUAUGCUGGAGAUUGUUUGAAGCCGCGAUGGGAGUUAACGCAUUCAAGUUUCUAGAGUUCUUGUUCUUACCAGCGUCGUUGCACUAAACAAAGACUUUGGGUUUCUGUUAUUUUUCUCUCUCUCUCUCUCUCUCUAAGGGGGGGUUGUCUGCAUUUCUGUCCUAGGCGUUUCUCGCACAGGAUGUUGAUGAUACUGGAAAGCCGGGUAAGAUCAUAAAGUCAGUUCUCGCUGAUGAGAACGACCUCCUCCUCUCCACCACUACACAAAGGGAACCACGGAACAAGUACUUUUUUUUUUCCUCUCACGGCAUCAUUUUAUUUUAUUUUUUUGAAUGUCAUUAAGAAGCAGAGGGGGCUCUUUCAAAGACAAAAUGGAUCACUUUGCAGCAGAGUGCCUUGUUUCAAUGUCCAGUCGUGCAAUUGUUCAUGCUCCUAAAGGGAACAGGGAGAUUAAACCAGAAAUCCCAUCCUCCUCCAAGAACGGAGAGGAAAUUAAGGAGCCUUUGGUGAAGGAUAACUCCUCUCUUUUUGUGGUGGCGCGGAUUCUGGCGGAUUUUAACCAGCAGACUCCCAACAGUGUUGCCGAGCAGGCAAAAAUAAAGGAUGAGAGCAUGCCGAACCUUAGAGAUGAUGGAAAAUCUGCCACACCUUCCACCAUCUCAGAUCCUUCGCUCAAACAAAGAGGCAAAAGACCGAGAGGUCGAACUGAGCAAGAACCACCUCAGAAAAAGCACAAAUGCCACUAUUCAGGUUGUGAAAAAGUUUAUGGCAAAUCAUCCCACCUCAAAGCCCAUCUAAGGACACACACAGGAGAAAGGCCUUUCCCAUGCACCUGGCCUGACUGCAUCAAGAAGUUCGCCCGCUCCGAUGAGCUGGCCCGCCACUACCGCACCCACACAGGGGAAAAGAAGUUCGGAUGCCCUCUUUGCGAAAAACGCUUCAUGCGGAGUGACCACCUGAUGAAGCAUGCCCGGCGCCACUCGGAUUUCCAGCCAGGAAUGCUGAAAAGACCCCACGGAGGCAGCACCACACGUCCCAGCUCCCUCAGCGACUACAGUCGCUCAGAUGCCUCCAGCCCCACGCUCAGCCCAGCCAACUCGCCUUAAACUGAAACCCGGUCGCACUUUUCUGCCUCCAGACUAUGAGGCCUGUGUUUUCAUCAUAACACUUUUGUUGCACAGUUGUCAGUUACCCUCCCCCUUUGCUAUUCCUGCGCUUGCUGUGGUGUACCAUAAUGUACAUAACUGCUUAUUGUAGUGCAAUUACUCGCGUGAUCCUAAAAGAAGGUAAUGCCUUUCUCAGAUGGCAAUAUCUGCAUUCAGAACCACAUGUCUGUAUUUUUAUUUUUUUUUUGGCUUCUGAUCAUGGCUAGUUGUUUAAUGUAUGGUCAUAGUCAGCUAAACAAGGUCUAGAAGAAGGGGGGGAAAAGACAGACACCCUGACAAAUCUUAUAAAUGUUCUUUUUUGGGUUUUUUUUUUUUUUUAAUUAUUAUUUCUGUUUGUUUUCUUUAUGAAAGGGUUAGGAGAAGGGGUACACACACACACACACCUCAGGAUUGAAGACAGUUGUGAUUUCUGUAAUACCACAGUACUUAACAGUACUCACAUUGACUGCACAAUAUACUCAUCACUUUAUUCUGAAAUUCAACAGGGGUUGAAUUUUAUGCCCUGCUCAGGGAUGGCCUUGUUAGCUUGAAAGAAUGAACAUGGUGAAGAGAAACAUACAGUACAUAUAUAGCAGCCUUACACUCAACACAAUUUGCACUCUUUGUUUUCUUUUCUUUUCUUUUUUUGGCUCUCAUAUUUGAGGAAACUAGCCCCACUGUCACAUGUGAAGCAUACCCAAACAUUUAUUUUCUCCCUAAUGUUUAGUGGGCUCAUAAUUUAAUGUGAUUGCUGUGUAUUAAUAGAACAAUCAGAAAAGCCCCCGCCUCAGAAAACAAAAUGCGUCUGUUUCUUUUCUGCAACGUUAAUAUUCAUUGACAUUACACUGGGUUAAAUAUGUACUGCAUGAAAUAGUUGUGUGCAGUGUAAACUGUGUGCAUCUGAACUGUGGAAAGAUUGGGUUAAGAUUUUUCGUUAUAUUAAUGAGUUUAAGAACUUUUCCAACCAUAGAGACAGUUAAGUUUCAAAGCAGCUGUUCAUUUCACACAAAACGGACACAAAGGGACCCAAGUUGAAACAAGGUUAAUCCAUCUCUCGAGCACAUCGGGAAAAGUACCAAAGACAAGAGUGAAUGAAAGCUUUUUAUUCAGUCCUGUAAGCCACCCUUCACUGAGGUCUCGAGCUGGUGGUCGGCAAUAUCACAGGUAGAGCCAGAUGCCGGCUCGCUUCCCUCCUCCUGGCUCUGCCUUUUGUGGCUUCCCUGGAGGAAACAGCUGCACCCAAAAGAAGCUAUUCACAACCUACAGGAAAGGUGCUUACAUGCCAUUCCCCAGAGAAUCCUUACUCAUCUGGCUCGACCUGUCCUGCCAAAAACUGGUAAAGCUCCAAGCCUGCUAAAUUGCAUAAGAUUGCCUAACUUGUGUGUCAAAUGUAGGCCACAGUGGUGGGCAGGCCUGAGCUGAGCUCUGCUGUGACAUUGCAUAGUACAGAGUGGAGAAAGCAGCUAUCUGCAGUAAACAGGCAAGAAAGGGCAGGCCCUGAUAAAAAAAAGGAGAGGUUUAUCAUGAGCUGAACAGCACAAAAGAGGAGACACCCAGUCGCAGACAACCCCCAUUUCCUUCUCUUUCCCCAACUCCCCUCCUCCCACCAACUGUAGAAACAGCCAACAGAAAAAUGGCUGUAAUUAGUGGGUUGAUCCAAACUAUAGGAUAAGAGUAAAAAAGUGUAUGAACAACUAGCAGUGUGGGUGGGAUGUAGCCAACUCCAUCCUAAGCACAGACAGAAACCUUGCUGCUGAAGAGGCAGAUUUCACAAUGCCAAGGUAGACACAGCUCCAAAAUUCACAUUGACAAAUCUGAGGUCUCAAACAGCUGCUUUCAAACUUCUUUCUCACAACAAGCGGGCUUUUAAACUGUUGUAAAAACAUCUGAACCAAAAUGAACAUAUCAGCAAAGUCCAGUGCUCACCAGCCUCACCUCGUCCUGCCUGUGAAGCUCAGUUGUCCCGUGAGAAAGCUGACUUGUGUUUCUAGACAGACAUGCCUCAAUAGGUCAGGCAAAAGGCACAGUAAACCUUCCACGGAAACAGGCAUGGCUAUCAAAACUGCUGCUGCGCCGCCAGUCUGUGUUAUGCCUACAUUUUUUUUUAAUGCUUCAGCACUACAGUUGGAAAUAUUGUCAAUCUUGUAGUUUGGUCCUGUCAAAUCCUUCCAGGCUGUUGUCAUCACGAAUUGCAUGUACUAGUUCAUCUUUUUGCCCCGCAGUCCUGUGCCCGACACUAUAUGCAUGUUAACUUUGCCUUGAAAGCGUGGAUCGUUUUUUUUUUUUUUUUUUGAGGCGGUCUGGCAGGUGGAAGUCCAUGAAUGGCAGACCUUGUCCCCCGUUCUCCACAGCAGCCAUCGCUCUUUAAAGUUGUGAUGAAUCAGCUCUGUCACAUUCUCGAGAAAGAAAACAUUCAUUAUUUCGAUCCAGUGCAGUAAUUUUCUCGAGACACCACGCGCAACAUGAUUUCUUUGCCAGAUGUUUAAAUGGUUUCCAAACUGCAAGAUGACACUUCGAAUGCCACUGAUCAGCAGCUCUGACAGAAGAAGUGAGAGGAUUUUACACUCAACAUUUCUAAAUGAAAAGAAAACGCAGAUUUUCACAAACCAAUUCUUGAAAUUGCUGUUGAACAGCUUUUCUGUGUCCAUUUUUUAUGCUAUAGUUUUGACCUGGUUUGCAGAGUAACUUUCUCUUGCAAAAAAAAAAAAAAAAAAUCUGAGUUGCUCACCCUCAAGUAGGUUUCAGUAAUCAGCUCUUAAUCCAUAAUCUGCACAUUUUCCUCAGGGUUGACAUCUGCUAAGCAGAUAUGGGACAGUUUGUGGAUUUUGUUGUAACAUCAGUUACCGCACAGAUAAGUCUGCCAGCCUCCUCUGGUGGUCCUGGGUGCUUAGUGUUCACUGCUGGUCAGUGUCCAACCACACUGGAAACACAGGAAUGCCUCAGCACAGGCUCGACUCCUUGCCUAUUAUGUCGUCAUAACCCUACAGUCCCGCUAGCAAGUACUCUGGAGUGAAAUGCCCCUUUAAACAUCUUUGACCCUUAAUGUGGGGGGACUACAUAAGGCAAAAAAGAAGCUCCUACCUUCUGAAUUAAAGCGACUGUACAGUGUAAUCUUCCCAGUAUAUCAAUCCAUCCAGACAGCACUGGUGACAUAAAGGCGUCCACAGGCAGUUUCUCAAAACUUUUCUUCUCACUGUACCAAAUGUACUUGAAUAAUUCAACAGAAAAGGCCAUUGAACACAGUUUUGUACAUGUCCAUUUUUACUGUACUUGUGUUUGUUGUCAAAUAAUUAUUAACCUCUCUGAAGAAAGAUGUAUAAUCUGUGCUUUCCUUUCCUUUUUUCUUUUUUGUUUUCCUAGAUUUUGCAUUGUCUUCGGGUCAUUUCAGCUUUUGAAUUUGGCUGUUUUUGCAGAGCAGUUCAAAGCACCGUUUAUGUUGAAAUCUGAAUUUUAGCUCCAUUAAUGGGGUUCAUCCCUUUAAUCAGGAACAAUUAAUACUUUGUUGAUGUCAGGAUGCAGGUUAUUCCAGUUAGCCUGUCAUCCAAAAAAGAAAAAAAAAAGAAAGAAAAUGAAAGUUUUGGGGUUGUUUGGGGUGAUUAUAAGUAAAGAAACUUAGUGACCUCUGUGUAUGUUGGUUUCAGAUUGUUGAGUGGUUUUUUUUUUUUUUUUUUGUUUAGAUUCCUUUCAGAGUUUCCCAUAAGAAUAGAGACCACCACAUUGUGAGUUAGCAAUGUAGUUUUUUUUUUUUGUUUUUUUUUUGUCUCAUAAAAUAUUUAAGCUUGUAUAUUUUUUAGAACUCAUACCUCUUGAAAUACUUUUGUUGUACUUCAAUAUCUUUUCCAAACAUCCAUCAUGUAGCUUGCAUUUUCUUGACCAGUAGCACAAAUAAUAGGUGGUUUCAUUUGUUCCUACUUGAAUGAAAAAGUAAAGACAGAGACUUUUUUUUUGUAAAAAAAAGAAAAAAAGAAAGAAAACUUUAAAAAAUAAACAAAACACUGGGCUACAUUUUAUAUAAUCAUUCCAUAAUGCCAAGUCCUGCACAUCCUUGUAGAUGCAAAAAGUAAUCUUUCCAAGGCAUUUAAGAGCUUAUUUUCUGUUACAAAAAUCCUUUAAACCUACUGAGCGCCACAAAGUUCUGGUUUAAAUUUUUGUUUAUAUAAUGGGCUGUCAUCUGUAAAUUACUAUGACACCUAAUUUUAGCAUUUUAAAUCCAAUUUACUGAUUGUUAUCCUGUUAAGAUUUCAAGACCCGUGAGAGCAUAAGGACUCGCAACUGCAACAAGAUACUAACUGUUUACCAGUUAACAUUUUCCUCUGAUUGUAAUAUAUAUAUGAAAGUGAAGUAAUUGUUGCCUGGUGUGUGAACAACUAACGAGUCUAUUUAAGGAGUUCAUUUUAACGACAUCAGUAUAUCUCACAGAACUCUUUGUCACUGAUCUCAAGCAUGAGCGAUGCAAUUGUGUGCCAAACUAUAAUGGUAACUUGAUAAAGAGGAUACAAAUGUUAAGGGUAAAAACAAACAAAACAACAACAACAAAAAAAUAGCUACUAUCAGACAUUAAACAAAUGUGUACAGUUUUAUAAGGUGUGACAUGUCUUUAUGUAAUGUACAGGAUUUAAUAAAGCGACGCUGCAUUGAUAUGCAAGUGUUCUAAGUUAAAUAUUUCUUUUCCGCUUUAUGUAAACAUUUUGAUUGUGUAGCUUUGUUUUUGUUUGGUUCUUAUUUAAUUUUUGUUUUCUUCUCUUGCUGUUCAGUACUCAAGAAGCAGUGUAUAAUGGCUUACUGCAGGUAUUGUUUUUUUUUUGGGGGGGGGGACAAAAACAGUCUUAAUGAAACAGAUGCCCAACCAUUCCAAAGGAUUGACGCAUUGCAUUUACUAUAAAUGUGCUGCUUGCAUCGACCCAAUACAUUUUUGUUGGUUAUGACUAGAACUCUGUCUCGACUGUGAGGUUUUACACAUUGUGAGUUGUGCACAAGGUACGUUUUCCAUUGUCCCAGAUCUAACCUCGCCUUUCUUCUUUUUUGGGCUCUUUGUGUAGGAAAUGUUUAAAAGAUGUUUAAAAGUUAAGGAUGAAUAGAGGAUGUCUGAGGCUUUUUUUUUUUUUUUUUUUUUUUAAAGUAGGGAUGAUUUUCAAGAAGCAGCCAUAAACGUAUAAAGUGGUUCUUGAUUGUUGUUACCAAAGGCUUUGAAGGAAAAGAUGAAUGUUGCAGUAAUUGUGAAUCCAACACCAUUUGUACUUCUGGGUUCAGUUUUACGUGCUGUAAUUGUCGAUCAGUGGAUGUUGUGCUUGAUAUGGACCUCCUCCUCAAGUAAGCAACUUUAUUCUGUUUUUUUUUUUUUUAUUGCUUUAAAAAAAAACUUGAAUGAAUCAAACCCAGUUUAUUCAUAAAAGUAAAAAUAAAUUCAGAAUUUAUAAGAGACAAAAAAAAAGUCUGGUAUGGUAUGAAAAAAACGCAGACCAUGUCGGUAUCCUUCACUGAUUGUGUGGCUUUUAUUCUAACAGCUGAUAAUUUUGCCCUUAAAAGAUUAGUCUGCUCGGGGUUAUACAGCUUGCAGUGCUGUCAAUGACCUCACUCUGAACACAAAGAGGGAGCCUCUCACCAGCCUUUUGGUUCUGUUUCCUGUACCUGUUUGUCUUCAGUGUACCUCCUCAGUGUAAUGUUGCUCUCUUGAUACCUCUGUGUGUUCCUCCUCUGCCCCUCACCAUCAGUUGCCUGUUGUAGUGACUCCAUGGUGCUGCUUCCCCUCUUAGCACCAGUAUAAUCUAUUCUGUAAAUAACUCUCGACUCAGCUAUGGCCAGUACAUUUUCCAAUGACCUCAUUUUAACCUUCAGGUGUCACUUUUUCUCCUCUCUCAGCAAACCAAAAUCACUACAUUCAAGUAUUACAGUUGUACAGUUCCUUGGAUUCUACACACAUCUAAUGUGCUGGUCUUAGCUGCUCUGCUGUAUCUUUUUAUGGCAUUAUUUUUUACAUGUUAGACGAUAUAUUGUGACCAUGUCCUAUGCAAAUAUGAAAAUUAACAGAUUGUUGAAUAAUGUAUGUUGUCAUAACUUGUAUGCAUGAAAUAGUGAAGUUUACAUUUGGAAAUAAAUUCAUAAAAUAAGCAGCCAUAA
This is a messenger RNA of Archocentrus centrarchus (flier cichlid), 7277 nucleotides long. It is a transcript of the gene klf13, whose product is annotated as Kruppel like factor 13. Gene Ontology annotation, biological process: regulation of transcription by RNA polymerase II. The coding region runs from base 348 to 1121 and encodes 257 amino acids. Gene Ontology annotation, molecular function: RNA polymerase II cis-regulatory region sequence-specific DNA binding; DNA-binding transcription factor activity, RNA polymerase II-specific. The transcript has 2 exons. Lineage: Eukaryota; Metazoa; Chordata; Actinopteri; Cichliformes; Cichlidae. The record is from RefSeq and is a predicted model, not a curated record.